CAUCAGGGUACGUUGCCCACUCCACAUCAUCUGCUUUGCUCUCCUCAUUCUCCUGCCGGGUCUAAAACACUAUGGGGCUUUUUCCCUCCAGGUCCGCGAUGCUGGGACGACUACUUCUUCAGAGCGCAGUGGUUCUUUGGCUGGUGCAGACAGUGCACACAGGGGGUUAUGGUGCUGCUGCUGGAGUAUCCAAUGGACACGGGCCACAGCCUAAUGGAAGAAAACUCCAGAAUGGUGGAGGUGUAGGACGAAUGCUGAUGCCAUCAAAAGGUGUGGGUCAGGUGAUGGGUGCACAAAAUGGAUACGGCGGAUAUCCCACCAAAGGCAUAGGCUAUGGUGCAGCUGCUGGUGGGAGCAAUGGAGGAGGGACGAAAGGCUAUGGAGCAGCAGCGGGUGUAACCAAUGGACAAGGUGGUAAACCACAGGGAGGAAAUCCAGCAGUUUUACCGAAUAGAAAUGGAGCAAAAUCUAAUGGAUAUGGUGUUCAAGCCGGCCCAACCAAUGGACAACAAAUGAAAGGCAAUGGCUAUGGUGUUCAAGCUGGCCAAACCAAUGGACAACAAAUGAAAGGCAACGGCUAUGGUGUUCAAGCCGGCCAAACCAAUGGACAACAAAUGAAAGGAAAUGGCUAUGGUGUUCAAGCCGGCCAAACCAAUGGACAACCAAUGAAAGGCAACGGCUAUGGAGCUCAAGCUGGCGGUUACGGCGGACAAGCAACUAAAGGCAACGGUUAUGGAGCACCAAAUGGAAACAGAGGCCUUUUUAAUGGUUACGGUGCUGCUGCUGGUGCUUUAGGUGGGAAUGGAGCCAAACACACUGGUAAUGGAGCUGCAGCUGCUGCACAUAAUGGACAUGGAACUAAAGGCUAUGGGGCUGGAGCUGGUUCACCUAAUGGAAAUGGGGCUAAAACUAAUGGUCAAGGAGCAGCAGCUGGUCCGUCCAGUGGGGCAAGACCUAAUGGACAUGGGGGAGCUGGUAGUAAACCAAUGAAAGGAUAUGGUCGACCACCGUACGGCGCAGGUCCAGGUGUGGGGAUUGGAGCCUCCAGAGGUCUGGGUGUACCUCAACUUGCCAGGCACCAAGGAUAUGGAGGUAAUGGUUAUAAUGGUUAUGGAGCUCAACCCAUGGGAGGCCACAUGGGUGGUUAUGGCAGCGCUGGUUUGGGUUUGGGACCUCGGUAUGGAAAUGGAGGAAUGAAGGGACCAAAGCCUGGCUAUGGUGCUGCAGCAGGUGUUGCCAAUGGACAAGGUGCAAAAUCAAAUGGUUAUGCUGGAGCCAGAGCCCCUAAUGGGAAUGGAGCUGUGCCAAAUGGUUAUGGAUACCCAAGUGGUGGAGCCACCAAGCCAGCAAAACCAGGUUAUGGCAAUAUUCCCAAUGGGUAUGGCGCCAAAACCAAUGGAUAUGGAGCCACCAGAGGAGGUGCUAUGAGACCUCAACCAGGUUAUGGAAAUGGAGCAGUUCCUAAUGGAUAUGGAGCUAAACCCAAUGGUUAUGGAGCUGCAGCCGGAGCUGGAGCUGGAGCAGGUGUUACCAAAGGCUAUGGAGCCAAACCCAAUGGUCAUGGAAAUGGUGCUGCGCUUGGUGGAUAUGGAGGUAAACCCAAUGGAUACGGAGACUCAAAACCACAAACUACCAAAGGUGUUGGAGCAGUGUCGCCCAGUGGAGGUGCUAAAUCACUCGACACAGGCUAUGGUGGUCCUGCUGGUGUACCUAAUGGACAGCUGGCUAAAGCAGCAAAUACAGGCUAUGGCAUGAUGCCAAAUGGUGCAGGUGUGUCCAAUGAAAAGGGCCUAAAAGGUGGAGCUCUCUCACCUGAGCAGCCGAGUGCAACACCAGAGGAGGCUGCUGCACCCCCACCAGCAGUAACUUACGGUGCAGCACCUGUUGCCCCCGAGCCGACGAGUGGUAUCCUUGUUAUGGUGACACAAGAGAAAUAUCAAAAGCUGCCUUCACCCGUGCCACAAGGAAAGAGCUACAAACAGACACCACUAAUCCCUCAGGCUACACCAGAACCAGCACCAGCCAUUCCUCAAGGCAAAGGCCCAAAGCCUGCAUUCGAACCCACACCUGAACCACUGGGCAAAGCUCCGAAAGCAGCCACAUCUGGACCUGCACCAGUAGUUCCCCACACUGACCCAGCACCAGAGCCGGAAGCAGUCCCCCAUCAAGGUUAUGUGACUGGAAGUGCUGUGCCUGAGCAGAACGGUGCAGAGACAGACGUUGUUUUUGGGGUAGAGAGCACCAGUGAAGGGGACGCUGCCCCCGAAAGCACCAAACCGCUGAAAACCAAAGCUGUUCCUGAAACAGUGGCAGCUAAAAGUACAGGCAGCAUCACCCCUGAAGAAACACUAGCUGUGGGUGUGCCUGAGGUCACACCAGAGGAGGCUAACAUCAAAAGUCAGCCUGAGGCAGGACCUGACAGGCUCGGGGUCAAAGGUCUCCCUGCAGGAGAUCCUGGGGCAACUGUGAACGGCGGAGGAGCUUCAGUGUCCAAGGGACAGGGAGCUAAACCAGCCAAACCUGACUGUGGACCAUCAGGAGUACCAAAUGGACAAUGGAUGAAAAUACCAAGACCUGGUUAUGGAGCAGGAGCCGGUGUUCCAAAUAGAUUUGGUGCCAAACCAAACGGAUACAGCGCCAGUGUGGGGGGAUAUUCAAACGGUGGAGCUAAAGCAAACAAACCAGCUUAUGGAGCAGGAAGCUACACUGUCCCUGGACUCAGCAAUGGAUAUGGAGCUGCAGGCCUUGGAUAUCCCUAUGGAGGGAAACCUAAUCAACCUAGUUACGGACAAGGAGCAUAUCUCGGAGCUGGAUAUGGAAAUGGAAAUUCAUAUGGAGGAAGCGCAGGUGACGCUGGCAAGUCCAAAUCAGCGUAUGGAAAUGGAAAUGGCUACAGUGCUGGUGUACAGCCGGACUAUGCAAGUCUUGGUCAAGGUGUUCCUACUGUUAAUGGAAAAUCAGGUGGUGCCAAACAGAUGCCUUACAAUGGAGCCCCAGUGGUUCCUGCUGGACUCGAUGGAAUGAGCCAGUUUGAGCCCCAGUCUGCUGGUCUUGGUCCAAAUGGAAAAUUGGGCAGCAUGUAUGGUGGAAUGGGCGGCUUGCCAUUUGGCGGUCAGACUCUGGGAGUGGGUGCAGAGAAAUCUAACACCAAGUAUGGCAUUGGUGGGCUGCAGUUUGGUGGACAGCCCCUCAGUACAGGCACUAAUGGAGCAGGAAAGUAUGGUUAUGGUGGAAGCCCCUAUGGGCCUGCUGGAGACGGCAAAUCAUCUGGAAAAUAUGGUGGUCUUGGUGCUGGCAUGGGCGCUAAUUCUGCACCAGCACAAUAUGGAUAUGGAGGAUUCCCCAAUGGUGGACAGCUUCUUGGUCUCGGCAGUAAUGGAAAGACAGCCGGCAAAUAUGGUUAUGGAAGGAUGCCUUAUGAAGCUCAACCAGCUGGACUGAGCCCUGAAGCCGAAUCUAACGGCAAAUACAGUCUGGCUGGAUCAUCGUAUCAGCCUGAACCUCUGGGACUUGGACAGAGCGGAAAAUUAACAGGCACAUUAGGUGGCGGUGAAGUUCCUUAUGCACCGCAGGCCCUUGGUUUUGGGAGCAAAGCAAAAUCUGCUGGGAAAUACGGUAACCAGGGACCAUACCAGUCACAGCCCCUUGAAUCUGUAUCUGAAAGCAGAUCUGGUGGAGAAUAUGAUGGAGCUGGUUUACCGUAUGAGCCCCUGCCUCUGGAGACAGAUUCAGCUGAAAAAUCUUACGGGAAGGUAGAGGUGCCGACACCAGCAGUUGCAGUUGAAGGCGAGGGGAUGUCCAUUGACAGAUAUGAAAAUGUGGGCUAUAUAAAUGGACAAGUGCAGCCAGAAGUUGUUGCAUUUCCUGCAGCUCCUACUCCCAGCCCUACUCUGGCCUACCCCUCUGACCCGUCCUAUCUGCCUGUGGAGUCCUUCACGCCUGAUGUGGAACCUGAUGCGGGUGUUGGCGACCUGCCUGACCCUGCAGGGACUGCCGACCUCGCCCUCGACUCUGCACCUGCCGCAGAUUCGCUGGGUGUGGCUCAGGUGCCUGAGCAACCUGAUGACUUGCUUCAUCAGCAGCAGCUGCCACGUCAGAUUCACAUUCAGCAGCAUCUCAAACUGCAUUUUCACCCACAAGGAGCAAAGAACGGCAAAUAUGACUUGAAUGGCUUCUUUGGGAACAGUGGCUAUCAAGGUACGGACAGACAAACUACAGAAUAAUCAUUUUCAGCUUGAUGACAGUUGAAAAACCAUCCAACUCAUCUUUCUCCACACAGGUUAACCCCACAGACAACGACAAGCAUCUAUUUCUGUCAUUGUAUAUUAUCUUUAAUUGUUUUCUAAUUGUAUAUUAUUUUUAUUUUCUUCUGUCUGUCAAAUAGUCUUGGUAUUUUUGUGUUUGUUUGUAGCGAUAAAACAUUUAAACAUUUUCUGUUUAUGUAUGUUUUUAUGCACCCUGCAUUACCUUUUGUCCUGCACUUACUGCUCAGUGUACAUGCAAGAGAGGAAAUUAAGACAUGGAGUGUGUCUGCUGCACAGUAUAGUUGAAUCAGAUAGUUUUGCCAGAUGUUGUCAUCUCAAAUUAAUCCUGUUAUUCAGUCUAAUUUAUUUUGCAUGGGAAAGGGUUUUUUACUACUUGUUGCAAGCAUCUGUUUAUUAUUGUACAGUAUUUGGUUGAAUAAAACCAUCAAUUGAUACUAAA
This is a messenger RNA of Epinephelus moara (kelp grouper), 4704 nucleotides long. It is a transcript of the gene cmn, whose product is annotated as calymmin. Bases 72 to 4223 code for a protein of 1383 amino acids. NCBI's taxonomy places the organism in Eukaryota, Metazoa, Chordata, Actinopteri, Perciformes, Serranidae. The record is from RefSeq and is a predicted model, not a curated record. The transcript is spliced from 59 exons.